AUCAGUGAAUUUACCUUGGAGUAAUGCGCCCCUUCGACAAUGUACCAUUGCGGAUUCAUGAAAAAAAUUCAUCCAGAAACGCAGUCGACUCGUGUCUGUGACACUAAUUUCGAAUCAGCCUAUAAUUAUGAUAAUGCACGCGUGCGCACGCGAUCAUGCUUAAUAACCACACUUUCACGUCGGUUUACACGUCAAUGAAAGUCUAAAAACUUCAUUAUUAGUUGACUAUCUGAUAAUUAUUAGCAAAGACGAAAAUAUGUCUUGAGACACGGGAAGUUAACGCGUGGAAAUCGUACUUUUUGUUGAAAAUCCUUUCACCCGGCAACUAAACAGCCACCAUAUUUGGAUCACACUAUUAUGUUCUAGGGGUGAUUCUGAAUUUGCAAAGUUUGGGCGUUGAGAAAGUGUUUUCCUUAAAUAAAAUGAAACUUCACACUGAUCCAAUUUAUUUCGUACUUUACAUCUUACACUCAUGUUCCAUAAUUACAUUGCGUUUGGUGAAUUUUUUUCGGUAUAUUUUAAACUGCUUUUGGUUUUACCAGUUCAUUAAUGGAGACUCCCACAACAUCUGCAAACAUUACACACAAGAAAAUCGGCGCCUCUCAAAGAAUGUGAUUUGCGAAGUGAAAUGAACUCUGACACGAUGGUCGGCAAACUAUCGUUUGCACGGCCAUGUAAAGUGGCUAUGUUUUCCAAGUACGUAGAUGGUAGCUCGCGAUGCUUUCAUUGAUGAUACAGGUUACCAGGGAAACCAACGUGUGUAUCGGCAACUAAUGACUAUCUUGAACUUUUGGUAAUUUGCAAUGAAAACACCUGUAAGUCAUAAAUCAUCAUACGUGUACCUACGAAACAGCCUAAUUAAUGGCUCAAUUACUUCAAUCAUUCCAAACCCAUCCCCCGAAAAAAAAUUUCCUGUGGAGGACGUUGCUGUUAAGAACGAAAAACGUUCAGAGGCACAGGGACUAUAAAAAAAAUGGCUUACAGUAAAACGAUGCAAUGCAUUAAUUGCUGAGCUACUUCAGAGCUGGACAUAGUUGGUGUAUCAUCACACCACUGAUAAUAAACUGGGAAGAUUCUCCGAAUCAAAGCAGAAAUCAAAAGAGCAACUUAUGGCUUCACUGACUGACUAGCAUUACAGCACAGCCACUAACAGCAUUCGGGGUGUAACCUGGUAACGUAUGUGCAGCAGAGGAUUCUUGAAAGCAAGAUAAAGAACAACUACUACAUAUACAUGUAUAUCCAUUAUAUGCGAGAUGUUCGAGCAGUUAAGCACAAAAACUUCCACAAGUAUCGACUAGUCUCUGCAGGCAUGUAUUACACAUGUAAAGAACGCGCAGUCAGAACAAUGAGCGAGCUCCUAGUGCAUGUCACACUGUUUCUGGCUUUUAUGGUGCAUAACUGCCGCUGUGAAUGUCCACUUCUAUUCACUCCAAGAUCUUUUCCUGUAGACAAUCAAACAAAUCAAACCUUUCAGGGUUUGGGGUAUUACAUGAAGACCGUGUCUUCUGUGGUGGACUGUGGGCGCGACUGCUCUAUGGACCCUCAAUGUGCAUCAUUCAACUACUAUAACAGCAGCCGCCUUUGUGAACUAAAGAAUACGACAAAAAUCUACAGACUGUGCGCCUCUGUUGAGAGGCCGGAAAGUUUCCACCUCGAUGACAGAUGUAGGAAUAGGUAUGACACUUCUCUUUUGACGGCACCCUACGUCAAGUACACAAGCUGCGAAGGGUUACUGAGAGCUGGAUAUCACUGCAAUGGUAUCUAUACGAUCUAUCCUUCUGGCAUGGCUCAGGGCUUGCAGGUUUAUUGUGACAUGGAGAAUGACGGAGGAGGCUGGACCGUGUUCCAGCGACGUCAAGACGGCUCUGUUGACUUUAACCGUAACUGGGCAAAAUACCAAAUUGGCUUUGGUGAUUUAUGCGGUGAGUUCUGGUUGGGGAAUGAAGCUCUACGCAUCCUGACUGAAUCUGGACAGUGGCAGAUGAGGGUGAACCUCGGAGACUGGGAGGGUAGAACAGCUUGGGCAGAAUACGGUAAGUUUAGUACCUCGGGCCAGAAAUACACACUCCAUGUUGGUUCAUAUAAUAUCUCGAGUACAGCAGGUGACUCGUUAAGCGAACACAAUUCUAAAUAUUUUUCAACAUGGGAUAUGGAUAAUGAUAUAGCUGAUGGAAACUGUGCACUGAUAUUUAAAAGUGCUUGGUGGUUCAACACAUGUUUCAGUUGCAACCUAAAUGGUGAAUACCUGUUCCACCAGCCAACAUCUGAACUGCAGGGCAUACAAUGGAAAUCUUGGAAUCAAAGACCUAAUUAUUCUUUGAAACACAGUGAAAUGAAAAUAAGGGAAUUUCGUCAGCGGCAGUAACAAUUAACACGGUUAAGGACAUCAUGACGUUUACACUAUCAAAAAUUCUUUGACAACUUUGAUGCCCAAUUUUAAGACUGUAACAUCAUUUGGAGGAUGGCAAUCUACACUUAAAGGAAAUCUGGUAAAUGAUGAGCAAAAAUUUAUACAUCAUUUAAAUAUGAAGCCCACAUUUCAUAAGCAAGCAGAUGCAAUGAAAGCAUCAAAUGCAAGAAACUGUGCCCAUGUAAUCAUUAACUACGCAGAUCUUGUGUAAGCCGUUCCCUGACAAAAAUUAUUUAUCUUUCUUGUGUGUGGUCAAAUACCAAGGUCUCCUAUGUUUUCAAAUUAAAGAGAUCCGUCAAAGAUAAUGUUACUUUUGUGAAGAAAUACAGGAGGGCAAAUUCUAUCCACUUUGUAAAAGCUGUUUACCAAUGAAGGCGUAUUUAGAAUUUGUUUCGUUGAUAUGUAAACUCAUAACGUGUUCAUGGCGAGUGCAAAUAUCAGGAUACACUUGCCUAGAAAUACAUGUAGCUUCAACACAGAAAUAAAAUGAAAAAAAAAGACUAUGCAGACUUGUCUCCUGUGUUUCUAGUAUGCAGCAAUUCUAUAUCGCGCAGUACCCCCCUGAGCCAUUUGAAAUAAAAUACAUGUACAUGUAACCCCAUGAUUCACAAAACUGUAGGAUCAUAAAGGUCAUGUUGGAUUUUUUUUCUCAAAUAGCCAACGGCAGUUAGGUUUUAUGUAUACAUGCCAGUGUACAUAAACGCCUAUAUUCAUGUUAACGUCUUCAGUUAUUACAAUGAAUGUACAUGGUUAACAUGACCGAAUUUACUCCAUUUAGAAUGUCAUUAGUCUACGUACAUGUACAUGUAUAUGCAAUGAGUAGAACAAGACAAUUCUAAGGGUAUCUCCACGGCUUGACUGAUGGCAGAGGCAUUUACCACGGCCUUCGUCGUAUCUGAAGCCAAAUUAAACUCUGCAUGUACAUACAUGUACACGUAUAAUUUAACCAUGCUACCAACAUUAAUUAGCAACUUAUUAGCUACAAGCAAAUGGUAAUCUAUCACAGAAAAUUGUUCAGUUAUUAAAACACACUCCAUGUUGGCUCAUACAGUGUCUUGGGAAUUGCAGGUACUGUAACUUGUUGGGAGAUCUCAAUACAUGUAUCUAUAUUUACAGCACAGGAUCAGGAUACAUGUCGUGAUUAUCACAUGUACGAUUACAGUGCACACAUAAUUACACAGUGCAUGGUUCAAAGCAUGCUUUACAUGGAAAUCAUGGCAAAAUUACAGCCCUUAUUCCCCAAAGCACAGCGAGUUGGAACAAAAGGGCACCAACGAGAUACAAUGCCAAUCAGAUUACUGAUGUGCUGAGUACUGAAAAUUUACUUUAUUUUUGGCAAACAAUUGAAACACGCUUUGCUAUUUGAGGAUGCAAUGUUUAUUUGAAGUUUGAUACCCACUAUAGGUCACGUGACUUAGCAGGCGCACUAAGUCUAUUUAAAGGUUUUUCAGAAGUGUUUUAAGCAAAAUUGGGGACUAUAAAUAUGUGGUACUUUGCCUGCAGGUAAGCUGUAAAUUCUAAAGAGAAUGUCAAUCUUGCACAAGUACAUAGGGCACAGAAAUAUUUCAACGAUACUGUAGGCCCUACUGUCUUGGAAAAAAACAUUCUUAAACGAAGAGAUCGUACCGCGCAAGAAAACUAAUCACGUAGACUCCAUUCAAAGGUGUUAAUGGGGAGUUUCAGUUUUAUAUAUUCAGUUAUAAAUGACUUUGUUUUCAAUGAGUGUUUGCGUGUCCUAAUGAGUUUAAAUCUGUCUUUAAGAUGAGAUCUUGGCUCAUCUGAUAAUAUCCAGUAGGUCUCUUAAACUGGUGGUCAGCUCAAGUAUCUGUAUAGAAAUCAUUUUAAAUUGUAUUAAUGUUUUUAUUGUGAUUACAUGUAUUCUAUAGAGUGAUAAUCAGUAAUCAGCCCUGUGUAGUAUUCAGCGGUUUAUAGUGAUUUUUCAUCUGUGUAUAGUCAUCACUGUACAUUGUGUAUACUAAUGAUUGGUAAUAAACUCUGUGUAGUAAUCAUUGUCAAGUUGUAUUUACAUGUACUUGCAUAGUAAAGUGAUAAUUCAUCCCUGUAUAACGAUCAUUGUAAACUGGUAUUCGUCUAUUUAGAGUAAUUUUUGUCUCUGGAAAGCUCCGUGUAGUAUUUAGCCGUAUAUUUCAAAUAUUCAUCUCUGUACAGCUAUCGCUGCAAAGUGUUAUGAAUCUCUUUAGAGUGAUAUCUCAUAUAUGUAAAGUGAUCACUGGUAUUAAGCUCUGUGUUGUGUUCAGACGUGCUAAGUGAGUAUUCAUUAUUGUACAUGUACAGUGAUCAGUGUUAGCAACUUCAGAGUGAUAUUUCAUCUCAAUAGUGUAAUCAUCUCUGCUGAGUUCUGCUUAAUAUUCAGCUGUGCGAGUAUUCGCCCUGUAUAGUUAUUACUGUAAACUACCAUUCAUCAGUGUAAAGCGUUCAAUCGUAUUCAAUCCAGUAGAGUGAACUAGAAUGCAUAGAGUACUCUGUUACGUUAACUGGUAUUCAACUCCGUGCUUCUCUGUUCAUAUAUGUGGUUGUUCAGUUCUUUGUAGUAUUGAGUAAGUUGAUGUAUAGUGAUCAUUCUCUAUAGCAAUAAUGUUGUGAGCUGUUAUUCAACUCCUAGUAAAUGGUAUCCACGUAUAUCUCUUUAUAUAUACAUGUGUAUAGUUAUCAUUGCAAAUUAGCAUUCAACUCCAUGUAGUAUUCAGCUUUGUUAUGUAUAGUGAUCGUCUAUUAUUGUAAAAAGAAAAUUCAUAAAAAACUGUUAUUAACCUCUUUUGUAGAGAUAACUGAUUUCUGCCGGGUGAUCAUUGGUGUCCAGUGCUGCGUACAUUCAAAUUCGUGUAACGGUCAUUCUGUAUAGAAAUUCUUUUUUUUUCUGUAAAUUGAUAUUUGGAUCAAACAUUGUAAACUGGUAUCCAACUUGGUUGUGCAUGCAUUUAGCUCUGUUCUGUGAUAUGAAUGUUUGUACGUGUACAGUGACAGUUCAUAUCUUCAGAGUAAUCAUUCCUCCGUUAGCACGAUCGAGAAUUUGUAUUCAACUUUUUAAAGUGAUCACCGUAAACGUCUUCAACCUUGUGUUGUAAAUUGCACAUCAUGUAUUUUUGCUCCGUAUCGCAGUUUACUGUUGCAAUCAUUCCAAACCAGUAUUUAGCUAGUAAAUUUAUUGCAAACUUUUAGUUGUUGGAAAGUGUAUCACUGUAAAAAAAAUUCCAAUUUGGUUUUAUCUCGUCUACAUAAGUUAUGAUCAUUGUGAAUUGACAUAUUCUCUCCAGACUUG
Acanthaster planci (crown-of-thorns starfish) is the source of this 5690-nucleotide messenger RNA. Its product is annotated as microfibril-associated glycoprotein 4 pseudogene. The record is from RefSeq and is a predicted model, not a curated record. Lineage: Eukaryota; Metazoa; Echinodermata; Asteroidea; Valvatida; Acanthasteridae.